CCUUCCGCUUCCUCCUGCCUUCUGUCUCGCUGCUGCUGCUCCUCGGUCAGGGCGCCUGUCCAGGCUCUCAUCACCCCCGGUGCCUGCAGAAACGCUCCGUGCCCCGAACUGUCACCACCACCGCCCCCCAGGCCUCGGACACGAUGCAGGCCAUCAAGUGUGUGGUGGUGGGAGAUGGAGCCGUGGGCAAGACGUGCCUGCUCAUCAGCUACACCACCAACGCCUUCCCGGGAGAGUACAUCCCCACUGUGUUUGACAACUAUUCAGCCAAUGUGAUGGUGGACAGCAAGCCUGUGAACCUGGGGCUCUGGGACACGGCUGGACAGGAGGACUACGACCGCCUCCGGCCGCUCUCCUACCCGCAGACGGAUGUCUUCCUCAUCUGCUUCUCCCUCGUCAGCCCAGCCUCCUACGAGAAUGUCCGUGCCAAGUGGUUCCCCGAGGUGCGGCACCACUGCCCGAGCACACCCAUCAUCCUGGUGGGCACAAAGCUGGACCUGCGGGACGACAAGGACACCAUUGAGAAGCUGAAGGAGAAGAAGCUGGCGCCUAUUACCUACCCGCAGGGCCUGGCACUGGCCAAGGAGAUUGACUCGGUGAAGUACCUGGAGUGCUCCGCCCUCACCCAGAGAGGCCUGAAGACCGUCUUUGACGAGGCGAUCCGCGCUGUCCUGUGCCCCCAGCCCACACGGCCGCAGAAGCGGCCCUGCAGCAUCCUCUAGGGGACGUACCCAGCCCUCCCAGCCGUGGGAGGUGCUUCUGACCCUUCAGGGCCCCCAGCAAAAGCCCGACGGCACCCCGGCUGGCCAUGCUGUCCCCUCCCUGUGGCGUCUCUUAGCCGAUGGCUUCAGAGCUUGGUUGAUCGUCUUCUCUGUGCUGGAGGCCCUCUGGGGCCCGAAGGGUGUAAAUUUGUAGGCGCUGCAUCCCCAUCCUCUCAUGCUCCUGCACUCCCAGGGGCCAGAGGGGAGCCCCAGGACCCAAUAAACCACCCCUGCGUUGCUGCGGUCAGACGCCCCCACAUAGCAUCAUCUACCUGUAUAUGCCUUCCAUCCAAUGCCUGAAUUCCCUCUGGAAACAUCAGGCCAGAUGGUUGCCAGCCACCACUCGUGUAUGUUCAGGGACAAGUCUCUCCCUCCUGAGGCAGUGUACUCCAAUAUCGAUGGUUUUUCUUGUCUGAAAGUUCUCCUACUGAGCUAAAAUGUCUCAGCAGUUUACUUCUCUGGUCUUAGUCCUCUUUUGGGACAACAUAAAACAUUCAGAUUUUCUAAAAUGUCUGCGGGCAUCUGCCCAGCCAGUCAAGAGGCUGGGUCCAGCUGACUCCUGCCAUCUCAAGCCUUUCUGCUCCACUCACAGGAUCCUGAGCUGCAUUUACUUGUGAGAGUCUUAAGACUUUCAGACCCUGCCAGUCAGGACUUUUGCCAUUGCAAAUAGAAACCCAGUUCAACCUGCUUAAGCAGAAAAUAAAUUUAUUGAUUCAAGUUUGGAAAUAUCAUGACUUCAGGUAUAGCUUGAUCAAGGGGACUCGAUGGUAUCAUUAGGGCUCACUUUCCUGUACCUCUUUGCUCUACCUUCUGCUGUCUGGUUCAUUCUUAGGCAGGUGACUCUUAAGGCUUCAUCCUUCCAACUUCAAGUUCAGUUUAAAAAAAAAAAGCAAGUGUCUGCCGCAGGCAAAGUUCUGAUUCAGGCUCACUCUGAUUGGACUAGCAUAGGUCUUGGGCUGUCCCUUCAACCAAUUAUAUUUGUUAGGAAGAUGCUGUGGUCCGAUUGGUCAAGUCUGGGCUACAUGCUGCACAGAGCAAGGAGUGGAGGCAGCCCCGGGCCAAACCACACACUCUAGGUGAAGGGGGGUUGGGUCUGAAAUGGAGACUGAGAACCUUACCGGAAUUUGGGAAUAUGGGUGUUAAGCAACCAGAAACUCCCAGUCGCCACUAUUGGAGGUCCCAGGAAACUGUCUGAACGGUGUAAAGAAGCAAUGCCAGCCCCAGCAGGCCCUAAGCACAGUCAAGUUUCUUUAAAAGAGAGAUGAGGCUGUGGUAAGGACUUAAGAAGUUCAUCCGUAAGGGUCAUGGUACCAGGUGUGGAGCCUGUCCCACCUCCGUGUUCACUAACUCAUGAGUGCCAGACUUUCCCAUCCUGAAGACGAUUCCGCUUCUCUGUCUAAGCUUCAUCCAUUCAUUCAACACAGAUUUACUGAGCACCUACUCCUUGCCAGGCACUGUUCUAGGUGCAGGGGUCCAGCGGUGCACCUGAAUUCUUGCCCUCAGGGGCUGACACUCUAGAGAAGCUAAAAGAAAGGAAUGAAAACAGAGAUCUAAGACCCCGUUCCUGACAACACGGAAGUCCCCCAAUCCCCAGCCAGGGAAACACUGUGGGCUUCCAUUCCCCACUCUCCCAGAGCUCCUGGCCACCUCCACUGCCCUCCUAAGUCCUGAAGUUCCAAGGCAAGACCUCAGCUUAUUUGCCUCCCAGGAGACCCACCCUCUUGAAAGGGACAGGGUGCAGGGGGAAACCCCAGGGCCUUUCCUGGUCUCAGCUCAGACAAGAUCGUUGUGCUUUUAAAGUUACUUCUCCUCUGAAACAAACCAAAAAUCCACUAAGUCUCCCCAUUCCCACCCCCAUACACACACACGACACAUGACACAGACACAGAUGUGUAGGGGUCAGACCCCAUACAUUAAUACGUUCAGUGUUUAAAAGCCCCGAGAAACCCCUUCCAGUGGGCCAGAAUAGAGGAGAGCCUCUCUGUUCCCUGCUCUUCUGGGGCCUUGGGAUAAAUUGAGGACCCUCCUGGUGGCCCUGGGGCCUGGCCACACCCCGCCUCCCUCUCUCCUGUGCUCACACCUGCUCUGCCAUGUGUUUCUUCCACUGAGCCCACCCCAAUGGACACAGUCCUUGCUUUAUACCAAUAAUAACAUCAGUAAAUAAAUUCUCUCACCA
Messenger RNA from Vicugna pacos (alpaca), 2937 nucleotides. It is a transcript of the gene RAC2, whose product is annotated as Rac family small GTPase 2. NCBI's taxonomy places the organism in Eukaryota, Metazoa, Chordata, Mammalia, Artiodactyla, Camelidae. Gene Ontology annotation, molecular function: GTP binding; GTPase activity. The record is from RefSeq and is a predicted model, not a curated record. Gene Ontology annotation, biological process: small GTPase-mediated signal transduction.